UUCUUUUUGUUUGAGUGGCCAAUUUAGGAAAAGUUUUCAGGCAUGUGUGAGUUUAGUCGUUUCAGACACAGUUGUGUCUUAUUGUUAGUGGUGUUGGGGUUAAGCGCGGGAAUCAGUUACGGAUUCGGUACUUUCGGGUUUUAUAUCCAUCAUAGAUAUUCGGAUCCAGUUAAGGAAUUCCUGGCCAUCGAUGAAUUGCCGGUGAAGGAAAGUCCGGAGUAUUACACCGCCAUGGUCCACCGCGAUAGAAUAAUCAAGGGCUGUCAUUUGGCGAUGGCGAAUGAUCGGACGCCCGUUACUUUCCUCGACGGAAACGAGACUUAUCGAUUGAACUCCUUGGGAUUUUUGCAUUACGCAAAUGUAUCGGUGGGGAAGCCAGCUUUGUCAUUUUUGGUGGCACUCGACACCGGCAGCGAUCUCUUCUGGUUGCCAUGCGAUUGCUCCAGUUGUGUCCAAGGCAUAGGAACACCCGGUGGCCCGUCGAUAGAGUUCAAUAUCUACAGCCCUAAUACAUCAUCUACGAGCUCAAAGGUUUCCUGUAACAGUCCCAUGUGUGAACAUCAUAGAAGAUGUUCUUCACCUUCAAAUUUUUGUCCUUAUCAAGUCGACUAUCUAUCCGAUGGCACUUCAUCGACGGGAGUUUUGGUGGAGGAUGUCUUGCACUUAACUACAGAUGAUGAUGAAACCAAACCUGUCGAAGCCAGGAUUACUUUCGGGUUUGUAACUUUUACUUCCUUUUCCAUUAUGGACUGGUUUUGUAAAUUCGGCAAAUCUCGCUGUGCUGUUGUCGAAAAUAAUUCCAGUUUUGGAUUUAUGAUUUGGAUGUGCUACUAUUGCAGUUGCGGGAAGGUUCAGACUGGAUCGUUCUUAAAUGGUGCAGCUCCUAAUGGUCUUUUCGGGCUUGGGCUGGACAAUAUAUCAGUUCCAAGCAUAUUAGCAAACGAAAAGCUUGCUUCGAAUUCUUUUUCUUUGUGUUUCGGACAUGAUGGGGUUGGAAGAAUAACUUUUGGUGAUAAGGGCAGCUCCGAUCAAGGAGAAUCACCACUUAAUCUCAUGCAAUCACACCCUUCUUACAAUGUUAGCAUCACUCAGAUAAAAGUUGGAGGAAGUGCUGGAGAUCUCGAGUUCAAUGCCAUUUUUGACUCGGGUACCUCAUUUACAUAUUUGAAUGACCCAGCUUAUACGCUUAUUUCCGAGAGUUUCAACAAUUUGGCCCGAGAGAAGCGGUUUACAUCUAAUAAUUCUUCCAACGACCUUCCCUUUGAAUAUUGUUAUGAGCUAAGUGCAAAUCAAACGAGCUUUGAGUACCCUGUGCUGAACUUGACAAUGAAAGGUGGAGAUCGGUUUUUUGUCCAGGAUCCGAUAGUAGUGAUUCACACACGGGGUGGAGGUUUAUAUUGCUUGGGUGUCGUGAAGAGUGACAGCGUGAAUAUCAUCGGACAAAAUUUCAUGACCGGAUAUCAUAUAGUCUUCGAUCGUGAGAAGAUGGUACUUGGGUGGAAAGCAUCUAAUUGUUAUGAUAUCGAGGCCUCAAACACUUUACCGGUGAUACCACCAUCGGCAGUCCCUCCGGCUACUGCCGUUAAUCCGGAAGCCACAGCAGGAAACAGCAAUAACGGUGGCGUUCCAGGGGCAUCUCCACCCAUGACUAAUCAAUCAACUCUGCUUAAAGCUUUGCCGUAUGGACUCGCAAUGGCUCUAAUUCUAUAUUCGACCCUAAUUUAAUCAUUUUAAUUUUUAUUUCAAGGCUCCCUACCUUGACCCUGUACC
This is a messenger RNA of Hibiscus syriacus, 1770 nucleotides long. RefSeq names its product aspartyl protease family protein 1-like. Gene Ontology annotation, molecular function: aspartic-type endopeptidase activity. Bases 43 to 1725 code for a protein of 560 amino acids. The record is from RefSeq and is a predicted model, not a curated record. NCBI's taxonomy places the organism in Eukaryota, Viridiplantae, Streptophyta, Magnoliopsida, Malvales, Malvaceae. The transcript has 10 exons. Gene Ontology annotation, biological process: proteolysis.